Lasiosphaeria miniovina is the source of this 1746-nucleotide messenger RNA. RefSeq names its product Alpha/Beta hydrolase protein. The transcript is spliced from 9 exons. Bases 1 to 1746 code for a protein of 581 amino acids. The record is from RefSeq and is a predicted model, not a curated record. NCBI's taxonomy places the organism in Eukaryota, Fungi, Ascomycota, Sordariomycetes, Sordariales, Lasiosphaeriaceae.
AUGUCCGUUAUUAUGGCCCAACUGUGGUCUCCGACCAUUGACCUGCCGCCUCUGACGGUUGACUUGGGAUAUGGGCUGUACACGGGCGUCCGCAACCUGUCGUCGGCACUCGACGUGUGGAAGGGAAUACGAUAUGCGAUGCCGCCCCUGGGACAGCUUCGCUGGCAGGCACCCAAGCCACCGGCGACCAACCGCAGUCUGGCGCUGGCCAACGCCUUUGGGCCAGCAUGUCCCCAGGCGCUGCCCUCGGUUCCGGGCGCGCUGUUCAUUCCCGGCAACGAAGACUGCCUGUUCCUCAACGUUUAUGCCCCACGAAACCAGAGUGCCAAUUCGAGCCUCCCGGUUCUUGUCGUCAUCCACGGUGGCGGCUACGGGCUAGGAGACGGGUCGCAGGACCUGUCUUCGUUUAUUAAUACAAAUGGAAAUGCCCUCGUAGCCGUCUCGAUUCAGUAUCGGCUCGGAGCAUUUGGGUUUCUAGCAUCGCCCGAAAUCAAAUCACGCGGUGUGCUCAAUGCCGGCCUUUUGGACCAGCGCUUUGCACUGGAGUGGGUGCGUAGCCACAUCGGCAAGUUUGGAGGCGAUCCAGACCGAGUCACGGUGGCUGGCGAGUCGGCGGGCGGAGGCUCAGUCUUGAUGCACGCGACUGCCCAGAAUGGAACGCUGGGGACACAGCUAUUCAAGAACUUGAUUGCAGCUUCGCCAUGGAUCCCGACGCAGCCAUACCACAACGACGCGGUCACCGUGAAUCAUUACUACACAUUCUCGUCCCUGACUGGCUGCUCUGCUCCUGCACGGGGAUCCGUCUUUGACUGCCUGGUGUCGAGAGACUCUCUGCUGCUGCAGUAUGCUGCGAAUCUGGUCUCGACGAAUGCUCCCACUCCUCACGGGAAUUGGGCUUUCAUUCCCGUUACGGAUGGCUCAUACGUUACUGGGCCACCAAGUUCCCAACUUGGACAGCGCCAAAUCAACGGAUGUAGACUGCUAGUUGGGAACAACUCAAACGAGGGGUCGUUGAUACCACCGUCAAACAUCGUGACACAAGAUGAUUUGAUUGCGUGGCUCAAGUCAAACUUUCCCAACCUGUCCGACAGAAACGUCACAAACAUCCUGGCGGUCUACCCAAGCAGCCGGGGUCCUGUCGAUCCCUCUUCCGCCAGGUACGACACGGAUGGCUACGGACCUGGCACUGCGGUGAAUAUCAGCCAGGUCGCCACGGGGCAGCAACAGCGAUGCUAUAACAUUUAUGCCGAGGCGUCGGUCAUCUGCCCAAGUUACUGGUUUGCUACUGCCUUUACAGGCCAGGGCCGAGAAGCGUACCACUAUCAGUAUUCGGUGCCAUUUGCAGUCCACGGCUCGGAUAUCGCGGCAUACUACGGGCCGCCGACGGACAACCAAGGCCCAGACUUUGUCACUGCCUUUCGUAAGAUUUAUGGGAACUUUAUAAUCAACGACAACCCAUCAAUCACAAACAUCGAUGCAAACGGCCUGUCAUCGGUGAAUCCGACCAAACCAAACCCAGCCAGUAACUGGCCACUCUGGUCCCAGGACGCCCCGGUUCUGGUCAAUCUCAACGAGACGGGAGGCACAGCCUACACGGCAAUCUCGCCGCUUGGCAUUCCAGUGACGCAGUUCAGAGGGCCGGGCAUGUUCAACAACAUCACCCUGGCCGAUGCCUACCAGUGGGAGGGCGGCCGGGGCCGGCGAUGUGACUUUUGGAGAGACCUCAGUCCUUUUGUGCCGCAGUGA